CUCGGGAUGAAACUGGUUGAUUAAUGGCUGGGGAAUACCAGCCAUAGGUGUUUAUAUAUCUGGCUGCUCAAAUCUUGUGGACAACAAUGGAUGUUUGCUGAGCUUCACAAAAGCAGUGAAUACAUUUCCGAUGUUUGCAUCUGGGAAGACAAGAAAAAUGCUGAGGAAAACCUGGAAACAGUUGUUUAAAAAAAAAAGUCAAGAUAGAAAAAACAAAAGUUUGGUGAGCCGGAUCUGCUCAGAUACUUCUGAGCCUGGAGUUGAAAAUCCCAGUCAAAACAGUUGGCUCAUGAAGACAAAAGACAAGUUUGAUGAAGAUCCGUGCCUGCACGGGCGAGAGAAAAACAUUCCAAUUCUUACAGAUGCACUUAAAGGAGCCAAACAUAUCCAGGAGCUAAUAGAUGCAGCUGAGAAGGUGAAAAAGUGGAAAAAUCAGAAUGGCACCACACCUCAUGGAAAUACAAGCUCUGGCACCUGCUCUCAGUGUACGGUGAAAGACUUCCUCAUGACAGUAGAAAUAUUUGUAGAAAACAACUUUCCUACAAUGCCAACAAACUCACAGACACCCACCGAGGAGUACCUGAAUGAUGCUAUGGGUCUGAUAUGUGGCAUGGUGACUAGCUUAGUGCCAGUCUUGGAUGAUUCAAUACUAGUGAAUUACUUACUUGACAGUUAUAAUAAGAGACUGUUUGGCAUGUUGUUCUUGUUACUGGAUAAAAGUUCAUCAGUAAACGAUUCCUUCUUCCUUCUACAAUGGGUGAAAAAGACAUAUUUUAGGCAGGACCAUAAGGGAUGUAUGAUUACAGGGAACAGUGUACUUAAUGUAUCGGACCCCCUCUUGCUUGCUGACUGGUUGCAGUAUUCAAAGCAGAAACUCCUCACACUCUUUCAGGGCAAUAUCUCAACUACCCUGCACAAUAUCCUACAACAUGAUCAGCCUAAUAGCGUUGGUGAAGACAGCAACGAGGAGGCUUUCCUUCAAGUCCAAAUAGAUGUUAUACAGUGUCUAAAUGCUUUCAUUCAGGCAAGCGAAACAAUCAGCCACACCAUUAAAAAUGCUGUACAAAGAAUUUGUUGCGAUGAACUUCACACUUUCAUACAGAAGUAUAUGAAUGCACAGGGGGCUGAUGAGUCAAAUUUACUCUGUCACUUUAAGAGACUUUAUACCUGUAGGCAACUCAGGUCCUAUGCUUUGAGCAUUGUUGAUCCAAACAAUAACACAGACACCUCCACUAUCAAGAUGUUAGAAAACAUGGAAACUCAAUCUUUAUCCAGUGUCCAGCAGUGUUUUGGAAAAUUAGCAAAGGACAAUUUAAAGAAGUAUUUCAACAAUGAGGAUGGGCAUUUACAAAAUAUAAUAGACAUAAUUCCAAACAUGCUUGCAACUUUACCCAAAGUGCAAGAAGGAGUGGAGACAAAACAGCUUAUUGUAAAAGCAGCAUACCACAGUGUUACAAAAGCAUACCUGCAGUGUUUAAUGCAGAGAAAGUACAAAAAAUUGGAAAAGAGGUGGAAUGAUGUAGAAAUGAGGAUAAAGAUGGAUGCUGAAUAUUUAAAUUACAACUUUGUAAAACAGAACGAAAGUGAUCAUGAGCAGAAAAUACUUCUGUUGAAAAUGGUUGAGAUUGUACAGUGCCGUACGCUAGAUACUCUUAAGCUUCUUUGCUCAGAACUGUACAUGGAAUUCCCUAAAGAGAGUGAGGAGUAUAUACCUGCCCUACUGCACUGGAGAGGGACAUUUUCACGAAGCAAGAUUAAGAAAGUAAUUGAUGUAAGUAGGGACACUGAAGGCUGUUUCAGAAAUGGAGACCAUGUCAGAUUCCAUUCUUGUAUAUACUGGUGGUGCUGUUUUUGUAAAAUGUAAGGGAAAAGCAAAUGACCAGAUUUUUUUUUUUUAUAAAGACAAAGCAGACAUCCAGCAUUUUCCUACCCAGGGUUUUGUCUAAAAACACCUGACACUGAUUUAUGGGAAAUUGCUUUCAAUUACUUUGACUUUGCCAGUCCAGUUAUUAACUGUUUAAAAGUUAGGUCUCAGUAUUGUUUGUUUGGUGUACAAUUUACACCAAUGAUAUUUUACAGUGUUACAGUAUUACGUGAUUUAUCAUCAUGAUUUAGGUUCAUCAUGAUGAACUUGUUAACUUGUUGUGUCUGUCUAACUAAUUGACAAUCAAAACAGUGAUUUGUUUUGAUUUUAUUUGUUGAAAUAUAUACAUGAAAUGUGUAUAAUUGUUCAGUUCAGAAGUGUCAUGUAUCAACAUUUGGUGUGAUUAUGUUAAAAUCACAUUACAUUAUUUUUACAUUCAUAUUUAGAGCUUGUUGUGUCUGAUUUUUAUGUAGAAUUUAUAAAGAAAAAAAUUUUUAGGAAGCAGUGUCCACUUGAGGGCAGCAUUGUAUAUUUUGACUUAAAAUAGUUUCAAACCAAACCAACAAAGAUACCUUUGAAGAUUAUUUACAGUCAUAAAAAUCCUGUUUUCCUGAAGCUACUCAGCAUCUCCAGUCUAAAUUAGCAAACUCCCUAAAACCUUGCUGUCUUCAUACAAUAACUGGAGCUCGAUGUGACUGUAGAAAAUUUCUCAGAACUGGUUCCCAUAGUAUACGAUAUUGGGAACCAAAUAUUAGAUACAAACAUAUAAAUAAGUGUUGUUUGUUAUAUUGUUGUAUUAAUUUUAUCAUCACCACUCAACUGUAUGGUGUCCUUGAGUGCCCUGAAAGGAGCCUUUAAAUAAAAUGUAUUAUUAUUAUUAUUAUUA
Tachysurus fulvidraco (yellow catfish) is the source of this 2750-nucleotide messenger RNA. RefSeq lists its product as uncharacterized. Gene Ontology annotation, molecular function: SNARE binding. Gene Ontology annotation, biological process: exocytosis; exocyst localization. NCBI's taxonomy places the organism in Eukaryota, Metazoa, Chordata, Actinopteri, Siluriformes, Bagridae. Bases 131 to 1864 code for a protein of 577 amino acids. The record is from RefSeq and is a predicted model, not a curated record. The transcript is spliced from 10 exons. Gene Ontology annotation, cellular component: exocyst.